Cryptotermes secundus is the source of this 1228-nucleotide messenger RNA. RefSeq names its product cytosolic Fe-S cluster assembly factor NUBP2 homolog (gene Nubp2). Gene Ontology annotation, biological process: iron-sulfur cluster assembly. Gene Ontology annotation, cellular component: cytosol. The transcript has 6 exons. Lineage: Eukaryota; Metazoa; Arthropoda; Insecta; Blattodea; Kalotermitidae. Gene Ontology annotation, molecular function: ATP-dependent FeS chaperone activity; 4 iron, 4 sulfur cluster binding; ATP binding. The record is from RefSeq and is a predicted model, not a curated record. Bases 230 to 1030 code for a protein of 266 amino acids.
UUAGGCGCAGUAGCGCUAGUAUGAGCUCCCUCGAUCGAAUUAAAUUCACAUUCUUAAUGAAUAACUACUAAUAUCCGCAACUAUAGUAUACUCAUUUAUAUAUGGAAUCAUUCAUUCAGUAUUAACUUGCAACACCUGUCUAACGUCGACUGCACGGUACGUAAUCACGUUAUGAACGCCGGCAAUGGCGAGAGUUCGACGUAACUGACGGUUGGGAAGUUGCAGAAAAAUGUUAUCAGGAGUUAAACAUAUUGUCUUGGUCCUGUCGGGUAAAGGUGGUGUUGGAAAAUCGACCGUUAGCACCCAGUUGGCAGUAACUUUCAAAGAUUGUGGUUAUAAGGUUGGUUUAUUAGAUGUUGAUUUAUGCGGCCCAAGCAUACCGUACCUACUUAAUCUGGAAGAUAAGGAUGUGCAUCAAUGUCCGCAGGGAUGGGUUCCUGUGUAUGCUGACAAAGAACAGAAUCUUGCAGUAAUGUCAAUAGGAUUUCUUCUGAAAAACAAAAAUGAUGCUGUUGUGUGGCGUGGUCCGAAGAAACAUGCAAUGAUAAAGCAGUUCCUAACAGAUGUAUACUGGCAGGAUAUAGACUAUCUGAUUAUCGACACUCCACCUGGAACUUCAGAUGAGCAUAUAACGGUCAUGGAAAACCUCAAAACUCUAAAUUGUGAUGGAGCCAUCUUGGUAACAACCCCCCAGGCAGUUGCCAUUGAAGAUGUGCGGAAGGAACUGACUUUCUGCCGUAAGACAGGGAUACCUGUACUUGGAGUCAUUGAAAACAUGAGUGGAUUUGUCUGCCCUACAUGCAGUGAAUGUACCAACAUCUUCUCCAGUGGAGGUGGACAGUCUCUAGCAAAUAUAGCUGGUGUCCCAUUUCUGGGAUGUGUGCCUAUUGAUCCACGAGUAGCAUUAAGCACAGAGAAGGGCCAAAACUGUGUGGCAACAAUACCAGACUCUCCUAUCUCUGCAGUGUUUCAAGACAUAGUGAAAAGCCUCACAAAGCCCAGGGUUGGUGCAGAUGACACAUCAUCAUAAAGACAUAUUGGGACAAUAAAGUUUUGCACAGUUAUGACUGCUGCAGUUUCAGAAGAAAACAGAAUUACUUAAUCUUUGUUCGUAUUGAUACAUUAUCAGAUAUUUGUAUAAAUAGAUACGUAUUUUUAUACAGGAUGUGUAUAAACUCUAAUUAAACACUGAAUGAUGUGAAUUAAACAGAUUCUAAGGUUUCAGCAA